Messenger RNA from Spizellomyces punctatus DAOM BR117, 2247 nucleotides. RefSeq lists its product as uncharacterized. Lineage: Eukaryota; Fungi; Chytridiomycota; Chytridiomycetes; Spizellomycetales; Spizellomycetaceae. The record is from RefSeq and is a predicted model, not a curated record. Bases 1244 to 1642 code for a protein of 132 amino acids. The transcript has 2 exons.
AAUUCGGCUGUGGUUGCUGAACGAGUUGAUUCUGAUGCGACACUUGCUGUGGAAUGUGCCCAUUGCCCAGUAUCUCUGCGAAAGGAUCGGAACUGACGGCUCCAAAGGUCGCAUCCUGUAAACACGCAGUAUCAAGUCCGCUGUUUGCGGACAUCAUUCCGUCUGUCCAGUCCCAGUUUUGAACUUCACCGACCGAUGGAGGUGGUACGUCUAAUGGAUUGACGUGCUGCUGCAUUGUCACUGCGCCGGGAAUGCAUGUUGAGGGCGGUAUCCACAGUUCAGUUGUGGCCGGGAGGUUGUACGAGUUGUCGAAUGGUGCAGCGUAGGUCUGAAGUGUGCUGGUCAUGAUAGGAGUCUGAGUAUGGAGGAGUGUAGAGGGCGCUGCUCCAUGGAGGUUCAUCCCUCCUCCUCCACAAGCUGCUGCUACUCCUGGUAUACUUCCACCAGCAGCGGGCACAUUCUCGUUAUCCAGAUUUUGGAAAAAUUCAUCAGAAGACAUCCAAUUCCCGUCAUACCCAUUCACAUCCAGACCAGCCGACACUCCAUCAGAGUAACCCUGCCACGUCGGAUCGAUCACCGGUUGGUUUUGCCCAACAUUCGUGUUAGUCGAAUUCUCAAAAUCCCAACCGGGGGGAAAGGGUAUGACGGGCGGGGCGGAUGGAUUGUACGCAUAUGCCGGUACAGUCGAUUGAUUCUCCAAUUCAAACGAUGAGAAAAACGCGUCAAGGUCGUCCAUGUCGACGUCUGGGGCUUCGGCUGCGAUAGGCGUUGACGUUGAUACGGACGCGUAGUUUGCAUCCUCGGCUUCAGGGUAGGUCGUGUGCGUUGCUGAGUCUGUGAUAAGGUAGAGGUCGCUGACGUUUGGUAUUUGCGGAACGAGGGUCGUUGAGGAAUGAUGAGUUGGUGUACUUGUUGGUGUGGUUGGGUAGUUUGUGUCGAAGGCUUUCGCAAUGAGCGGCAACGGUGAGGAGUGGAGGGGGAUGGACGAUUUGGAUUGAGAUGCUGGUGCUGUGGAAAUGCAGGUUUACCGGUAACCACCUAUAGCCCGCCAUUCCAAUUCGUAUAUUAGCACUUCUGCAACCAAAAUUGGAUCUAAACGGACUUACCUCAGCACUCUUCGCCAUGGGCGGCACAACAUCGUUCGCAUCUGAAUCCACGUCUUCACCCGGGGCCGGCGUGACUGGUAUAGGUUUCAUUGCCUCUGAUUGUCGUCUUUUACGGGGCGAUCGUCGUUGCUGACCCAAUGUUGGAUCUUGGUUGGUGUCAGCCGUUAUUAGUAUGCUUUUGCGCUUUCCACGCUAGAACGAUAGUGGUGAGCCGCGGUGUGGAUCUGACUAAGCGAUUGAUUGAUAUGAACUUACACCAACUCGCGGCGAUGUCGGGUCAGUGGCAGCUGUUUCACGCAAAAGUCAAAACCGCUGUUUUGGAAACUGGGGAAAGUUUAUAUGAUAACGUACCAUUGCUCAUCACUUCAUCAUCUUUGCCCAUUCCGACAACACUUUUUUUCCUUGGACUCAUCACGGUCGAAACUAUAAAGUUCUCGCUUGCGGGGAUGGAGGUUUGCGAUGGCCCAAUUUGCACGAUAACAGGAAAAUCAAUCACAACGUCAAGAGCUUGGGUCGUUCGUUGGGAAACACCUUGAGUCCCUCUCGGUUUUAUAUUCCAACCCCGCGGAAAAGACUAUCCACGAUGCGAUCGAUAUCACAGCGGAGUUCCAGGUCUGGUAACGAAUUCGGGGGACGUUAUAGUUAUGUACAAACCCUUCUUCUUUUAAGUAAUACACUGGAGUCUUGCUUGUUUAGGUUGCACCAUUCAGAUAUUGUAGACACCAGGAGUGCGAUGACGAUGCUGCAUUGCCUAAAGUGCAGCAGCAAACAACAAAAACCCCACAACAACAAUAAGAGCGUGGAGCCUACGUUCUUCAAAGAGUUGCAAUCCACGAAAUAGACGCGGAAAUGUUUGACAUUUGCCAAUUAAAUAUGCAAAUUCCCAUAGUAGCUUAUGAUCAAUGCAUCAGGAGAAAAUGGAACAACCCAUGGAGAACACACUUCCAACAAUGCUUGUUUACAAAGAUCAUCAUGGGGGCGCAACGUAGUAUGUGGCAAGAUCCCUUACCGAAUCAGGGACCACGGCAGGAACGGGGGGGGGCCCAGUGCGCGCAAAACAUUGCGUAUCGCUGCUGUGGAGACUUUUUGGCGCACAUUGCAACAACAAUGGAUAUGGUAACCCUCUUUCAUGACUUUUGUC